AUGUCAAAAAAGUUAUCUGUCGACACGGUGGUAAGAGUUUAUGAGAAAGAUCGAUUUAAAAUUCCUCAUUUGAAAUUAUUACCACGAAUCAGACCCAAAAAAGAUUUCUUCGAAUAUACUAUUCUUCACUUGGCUCUUUAUGUACAUGACGACGAAUUCGUGGACUUCCUCCUGGAGAACAAUGCCAACACGGAGCUAAGGACAGAACAUUUGGGACCGGUAAUUUUAUCGGCGAUAAGUUUAAACCGUUUGAAGUACGUGAAGAAAUUAAUAGCAGCUGGUGCUGAUGUCAAUCAGAUUAUUUGUGCAAAAGACACAUAUGAGGAAUAUAAUGGUAGGCUUAAUGAUGAAGAUAAUUUUAAUUUUCAUCUUGAUUAUCAUGAAUAUACACCUCUAGAAUUUGCUGUCAAUCAUAAUGCAUAUGAGAUUGCUGAAUUUCUCAUCAGCCAGGGCGCUGAUGUUCAAGAAAGAGAUUUCAAUGGAGAGAGUACCGAUUCGCCGAUGGGUAUAGCUGCUUUGGCAAAUAACGUAGGAAUGUUAUGA
This is a messenger RNA of Cotesia congregata, 543 nucleotides long. Lineage: Eukaryota; Metazoa; Arthropoda; Insecta; Hymenoptera; Braconidae. The record is from the annotation of a GenBank genome assembly.